AUGAAGUACUUCAACCCGCAUGGACCUGCCCCCACGCGCAAGCCCAAGGUGCAUGCCAAGCCGACAGUCACGGGGGUCUGGUCCCCCGACGAGCACAAACGAUUUCUCAUUGCGCUCGAGCAGUUUCCCCACGGACCCUGGAAGGCAAUUGCGCUGCACGUCGGGACGCGCACCGCACGCCAGACGCAAACGCAUGCGCAAAAGUACCGUCAAAAGCUCAUUCGGAAAGUACCCUGUCCCGACGAAGCCAAAAAAGUCAUGUUCAGCCUCGUCCAGCGCGACCUGAGCGACACUCUGGCCGACA
This is a messenger RNA of Saprolegnia parasitica CBS 223.65, 304 nucleotides long. RefSeq lists its product as hypothetical. The transcript has a single exon. Lineage: Eukaryota; Oomycota; Saprolegniomycetes; Saprolegniales; Saprolegniaceae. The record is from RefSeq and is a predicted model, not a curated record. Gene Ontology annotation, molecular function: DNA binding. The annotation marks the transcript as partial.